UGGGAAAGCACUCGACCCGGAAGUUAUUGCCCUGUGUUUUUGAGUUCUUCACUGCCGACACGUGUGUGGCUGUCAGAGAAGCUUUAGCCACGACAUUAGAUUGUAAGUGUUUACAUUUAUAGUUUAAUGCGUGAACACGUCUUUUAUGUUGAAAAUGUUAGCUUGUGGUUAAUCAGAUUUAAAAACAAAGAUGUGUGGGCUCAGAUGAGCUAGCGGCUAAGCUUACAGAAACACUAACUGUUGGGAUGGUUAAAUUAACAUUUCAACAGAGUGUUUGUGUCUUUAUCCUGGUUGAUAUGACUCAAACCGAUUAUGAUGAAUGUUUCAUUGUGCUAUCUCUCAAUGUUACAUCAUCAGUGGUGAUGUUUGAGUGUUUUUGACUUAAAGUUUAACCUGAUUUUUGCUGUUUGUCUCCUGCUGAGGAAAACAACACUUAUAUUUUCAUGUUUUUGUUGUCUUUGUCAUCAAUAUAUAUAUUUUAAAUAGAGGUUUUUGUAAUUUUUUUCAGUUCAGGGUGAACGCCAUCUUAUUACAGAAUGGCUGAUGCGUUCAGUAGCAGCUCGGAAACGGUAAUUCAGCGACUGGUCGACGUUUCAUCGACGACUCACACUCCUGUGGGAAAACUUGAGGAGCUGUACCAGAUCAAGGAAACCUGUGAUUUUAUCAGUGAGCGUCAGUACAAGAAGGUAAGGGGUGUAUUUAAACUUUUAAGCCUGAAGAAAACGUUUACAACACUGUGUAUUAUAUUGUGAACCUUUAAAAGUAUCUGUAUAGCUUAUUGGCAUCUGUCAUCUGUUCACAGGUUGCUCUGCAGUUUCCUGAUGAAUUGCUGGUGGACUCAGUUGCAGUUGCAGUGGAGAUUGAGAAGAACACAAAAGCCACUGCAUACAUUUUAGGAGAUACAUCCUACGGCAGGUAUUGCAACAGGUUUAAGUCAAGGGUUAAUGCACGUGUCAUGUACUGCAGUUAACAAGCCAUUUUUUAAAUUUUGUUUCUGCAGAACUUUACUGAUGUUUCCUGGACUCCAAUAUUUUAGAGUUUUAGCGCUUGAAUGAUUUCAUUUCCGAACUUUAAUCAAACAUACAUGAUGCAAUACUAAAAGAAGCUCUUAAGAAGAGAGAACUUGCUUGUGUGGAUAUUAAAAUCUUUGUUAAUUUGUGUCAAAUAGACUGUAUAUAGAAUGGACAGUCUGCCUCCUCGCUGGGUGAAGCCACUCCGAGAACAGCACCCUCUGGUGACAGGCUGCAGUAUAGGUCAUAAAUCCCGCCUCUGCCAGCAAAGAUUAUGGGGCUGUGAACAAUCUUUAGAAAUUCAGUAUACAGAACAAAUUUUUCUCCCCCCAUGCUUGCAGUGUUGACAUGUAGUUACAGUAAGACUGGUUUGUGCUCAAGUCCUCUUUCUUCUGUGAAGCUCCCUUUUUAAAAGUUAUUAGGGGGUUCAUGUUUUCUUUGAUUGACACCUGAUACAGUCUAUUGGCAUUUAGGGAUUGCGUAGCUCACCCAGAGGAUACGCUGUUUGAGCCAAGCGUCAUCACAGCGACUCUCGGCGACUCUCCCGCCGAAUGUGCAUAGCACUACUGCGCAGCACUGGUUUCAGGAAAAGAAGAAAGAUCCCGGGGGGCUUUUUAGCUUCAAAUCCACAUACAGGCGGGAGGCGGAACCAAGUUGUCCAUAGUAUAUACAGUCUGUGGUAUCAACGUUUUCCUGUUUGUAGUGAAGUUAAAUGUCGUUUAAUUAUUUCGGGCAGUUGCUGUGUGGAUGAGGUUGCUGCAGAACAUGUUGGAGCUGAUUGCAUCGUGCACUAUGGCAGUGCCUGUCUCAGUCCGUCCACCCGGCUGCCGCUGAUGUACGUGUUUGAGAGAAGGGUGGUGGAUCUGGAGAAGUGCUCAUCUGCCUUCAGAGAACUCUACCAGGACACACAGAGUCACAUCAUCAUCCUCUACGAUGUCAACUAUGUCCACGCCAUGAGUAAGCUGUCUCCUAAAUCUCCAUCCUCCUCUUAUGUUUGAACAGAAAUGAGAACAGCAUAUAAGUUUGACUCUAAAAUGAGACCUGAUGUGUUGCUUAUGAGAGUAGACAGACUUCUGGUGUCUUCCUCUCCCCAAGGCUCAAGAUUUUCGCUCUUUACUCCUCCAUCCCUGCAUGUUAAAAUGAGGGGUAGCAGUUUUACCAAUCUCUAGCAAUCUUCUGCUUCAGACAUACACACUUCAAACACUCUUUUGGACAUAUUUCUGAUUCAGAAACACUGUCUGGUUUUUAUUCAGCAGAUUCUUUUUCUCAGGAUCAGAUAUUCUGUCCGACUGUUCUAUAUCUUUUAUUGUUUUCCUUUUGUUAUUAUGUAUCUUAUAUCUAUGAGAAGGAGUUUCCCCUGCAGUUCUCCAGACUGGUUAGAUAAGCAUCAGAAUUACAUUUGAGGCCUAAUCAGUCCUGUCACUCCUGGUUUUGUUUGCUCUUGUAGCUCAUAAAGAGGCGUCACUAUUAGCUUUUACUGUCUUUCGUGCCCUGCCAAAAACUCCCCACAGUAGCUUCAAUCAAAAUGAAACAGUUUUUUUUUUCCAUUUCUUUCUAGAUGAUCUUCACUCCCUCCUCUCACCUGAGUAUACAAACCUGGUUGUCUCUGAGAUAGUGGUGGAGGGCGAGCAGUGUUACAGUCAUGGCUGGAUUAAGAGACAACAGGAUGAUUCCAGUGUAUCGGAGGCAGACAGCGGUCAGGUUAUCUGUCAGUUUGGACGCCGGUUCUCUCUGAAAAGCGGUUUGAGUAUGAAGGAUUACAGUGUGUUUUAUGUGGGACAGGAGGGACGGACCCUCACAAACUUCAUGAUGACGUGGAAUCGCUGCUCCUUCUCUUCUUUUGACCCCACAACGAUAACAGGGAGGACUGAGUCAGUGACCAUAAACCGAGCACUGAUGAAGCGGUAUUAUGCUAUAGAACGAGCUAAAGAUGCUAACGUGGUUGGUAUCCUGGUCGGCACUCUGGGUGUGGCUGACUACCUGACCGUCAUCCAGCAGCUGAAGGAGACGAUCCACAGAGCCGGAAAGAAGAGCUACAUGUUCGCCAUGGGCAAACUCAACGUGCCCAAACUGGCUAACUUUUUGGAAAUUGACAUUUUUGUGUUGAUAGCAUGUCCUGAGAACUCACUGCUGAACUCCAGUGAGUUUUAUAAACCUGUGGUCACACCGUUCGAGAUGGAGGUGGCCUGCAACAGGAACAGGGAGUGGUCUGAGGAGUAUGUCACAGACUUCAGACACCUGCUGCCAGGUGAGGGUGGAUUUUUUUCAUCCGCAUGUUCAUGGUCAGGAGGUGAAUCUUAUUUAUUAUAAAAGGAAACUUGACAGUGAGGCUGUAUGAUAUGAGUUAAUAACAGGAAAUGUUAAUUGUGACACAGUUAAGGCCAGAAAUGAGUGUGGCAUUUUCUGUUGUGAACACACAGUAGUUAAGUGUCCUUCUGUCAACAUGAUAAAAAAAUAACAUUACUGCUCCUCUUUUGAAUGGCACAUUCGAUUUUAAAAUACUCAGCUGACAAGUCAAAAGUUUAAUGCAAUUUAUUUCAAAGGGAAUCAAAAAAUCAGUGAAAUACUUUGAGUUUGAGCUACAGCCACUGAGCUAAGCAUACAGCUUCUGAUGUUAGAUUAUAACAGUCAGAGAAGCAGACAUAGAGGUAUUUUGGAUCCACCACAGAACUGUAGAUAAAACUAAAUUUAAAGAGUUUAAUUGCAGUGCUUACUUAUAUGCACUCCUUCAUAUGUCAUGUUCUGCAACAGUGUUAUUCUUUAAAAUAGUAAAAUUAGCACUUUGGGGCGUUCUUCUGCCUACAUGUCUGGGUGUCAGACCCCACUAGUGCAGCAUUUAUAUGAGUAAUAAAUCUAAAAACCAAGAUCACAAAGUACAUGCUACUGCAUUUAUCCCAAACUAAGAAACUGGUCAAAAUAACAUUACCCUUUAUUGUUAAAAUUGAAUGAAAAUGCAAGAUACUGGAACUUUUAAGAUGUCAUCUGCUCUUUGUUUGCAUCAGGUGGGCAGAGUCAUGUCCCUUUGGCGGAUCAGCUGGAGGACGAUGAGACAGACGUGUCUUUAAUCACAGGAGCUCUUCGCAGCCACAAUCUGUUGAUGAGCGAACCUGCAGAGUCCUUGUACGGCUCCUCUGUGGUCCUUAGAAACCAGACUCUGACUGUGGCUAACACAAACCCAGCCGGUAUGAGAUGCUUGGAAAUUCUGCUGCUUAUCAAACACAGUUUGAUCCAGUUUCCUUGUCUUAAAUACUUUUAAUUGUAGAAUAUCACACACAUGUAAAACUUGGUUACACUUUGAACAAGUUAGCAUGUCUUACAUUUAUAAAUAUGUCACAUUCCUUCAAAGAUUUCUUUUUGCCUCUUUUCAGCAUCUUUCCUGGCAGAGCGGAGCUGGAAGGGUUUGGAGCAGAAGUUGGGGGAGACCCCAGUGGUGAAGGCGGUGAAGGGCAGGAAAGGAAUAGCUAUCGCCUACGAAGAGGAGGGAACUUCUCUUUCAUGAUUGAACACUGAUACACAGAGUCUACAGAUGAUUAUUUAAUUAAGCCAGUUUGCACUACCAGCUUUUAAAUGUAUACUGCUGUUAACUGAUGUAGGUUGUACAUACUGAUUAAACCGUUUCACAUGAAUUACAAUAUUUUUGAGUUUUCCAUUCAUGCAUCAACCUAUAAAAAUGUGUUUAUUCUAAUGACAAAAUAUGAUAUUUUAGUGCUGCAACCGUAGACCAUUUAAUUGUCAAAUAAUCUACUGAUGUCUGCUUUACAUUUCUACUAAAAAAUGACGGCUACUGGAUUUUUAAAAUGCUUUGCAAAAGUUUCCUUUUAAUAGACUAACUGUGAGUUUUACUUAACUGGUUAUAAAAAAGCUUUUGAUUUGG
Xyrichtys novacula (pearly razorfish) is the source of this 4884-nucleotide messenger RNA. Lineage: Eukaryota; Metazoa; Chordata; Actinopteri; Labriformes; Labridae. The record is from the annotation of a GenBank genome assembly.